Messenger RNA from Musca domestica (house fly), 1921 nucleotides. Its product is annotated as mucin-2-like. The transcript is spliced from 6 exons. Gene Ontology annotation, cellular component: extracellular region. The coding region runs from base 101 to 1819 and encodes 572 amino acids. NCBI's taxonomy places the organism in Eukaryota, Metazoa, Arthropoda, Insecta, Diptera, Muscidae. The record is from RefSeq and is a predicted model, not a curated record. Gene Ontology annotation, molecular function: chitin binding.
UUAAUUCGCUAAGUGUUGUUUUGCAAAAUAGUUGCGAUUGUUAACGGAACGGCGAAGAAGUAAAAAACAAAUAAUAUUGAGGAAUUGGAGAUUAGAAAUUAUGAAAUUUUUGUUAAAUAUUCUCCUAUUGGCCAUUGCCCUGACCACCAUAGAUGCAUAUUGCGAUGUAUGCCAGCAGAGUAAUGAGGCAGCCUGUCGCAGUCGUAAUACCUUUUCAUUGUGUGUAGAUGGCGUUCUUAUGGAAGAGCAUUUUACCUGCCCAAAUGAUUACGUUUGUACGUCUGGUGAAAAUAUUUGUUAUCCACCGGAUGAAGAAACACCGGUUUGUCCAUUUGAUGCUGUCGAGGAUAGUGACGCCAUGAUACGUGAGGGCAAUCAAUGUGGCAUCUGUGACGAAGAUAGAGUAUUUGCUUGUCUGAGUGAAACUACUUAUGGCUUCUGUUUUGGAAAAGAAUCCAUAUUAGAUGGACCCGUCGAUCUGGUUAUGGACUGUCCGGCAAAUACAGUUUGUAAUAUAAAUUACAAAGCUGAUUUUUGCUAUGAUGAUACGUUGGCUAAGGCUAGUUGUGUUCCCUCUUCCCCCGAUGAAGAUAAUUCCGAAACAACGACAUAUGAGCCAGAAACAACAACAACUUCUACUGAAUUUACAACAACUACCAAAGUGUACAGUACUACAACGGAGUUACCCGCCACCACUACCACUGAAGUCGAUAGCGCAACGACAGAAUAUUCAACAACAACUGAAGAAGUUACCACCACAACAACAUUACCCACCACAACAACAACAUUGCCUACAACCACAACAACAACUGAAGUCAUUACCGAGACAACAACAUCUUCUGUUCCAACUACAAACUUCACCCCCGAUGAACCUACUACAGAAACGAAUAUAAUUACAACUACCCAAGAACCCAUAACUGAGACGACAACCAUGGUCCCCACCACCACCACCACAACAACAACCACAACUGAAAAAUCAACAACACGAUCAACACUCCCCGACACUACCAAAGAAUAUACCACUGAACCGACAACCAUAAUACCCAGCUCAACAACUACCACCGGAGGUCCUACUACAGGUUCAACUACCCUGGCUCAUAGCACAACCACCUCCACCACUACUGAACAAUCUACAACAGAAUCAUCUACAACGGUCUCCAGUACAACAACCACUGAAGCUUCCAGCUCAACGGCAACAACAACAACUGUGACUACUACAACGACGACUCCAACUCCAACAGAACCACGUGAUCCCAAUCAAUUAUGUCAAGAUGAGGGUUCAACUGGUUUCUUUAAACCCGAUUUGGAUCCGACCUGUACUAAAUACAUCAUGUGUUAUGGUGUAACUUUGCAAGGUAUUGAGAAAACUUGUCCAACUGGACAGUACUUUGAUGGAGAGAGGAAAUUCUGUACCGUUGAGAAACCAAGUGAUUGUAAAAUCGAGACUUCAACGACGACGACGAAGAAUCCUGGGGAAACCGAAACUUCAACAUCUACAACAACAGAUACGAAUCCAAAUCCAGAAACUACAACAACAACAACUGUGAAAGUGCCCACAACAACAUCGGCAAACAAUCAAGAAAGCCCAACAACCACAACUCAGGCAACCAUUACAAAUCCGCCACGUGAUCCAAAACAAAUCUGCUUGGAUGCCGGUGCUAGUGGUUCGUAUAAGUACGAUGGCGAUUGUACCAAAUUCGUCAUGUGCUACAUUCUUAAUGGCACUUUGGAUGGCAUGCUAAAGUCUUGCCCCGCUGGCCAGUACUUCCAUGAGGAUACCAAAUUGUGCGUUAAUGUCAAGCCAGACAGUUGCCUUUAAGAGGCAGAAAGUUGUCACAGCAUCAUUUAAUAAAAAAUAUAUAAAUUUUGAUAUUCAACUGUGAAAUAAAUUUCAAUAAUAAAAUGCAGUUGAUUGGUGAAA